Scylla paramamosain (green mud crab) is the source of this 3022-nucleotide messenger RNA. Its product is annotated as prostaglandin E2 receptor EP4 subtype-like. The record is from RefSeq and is a predicted model, not a curated record. The transcript has 12 exons. NCBI's taxonomy places the organism in Eukaryota, Metazoa, Arthropoda, Malacostraca, Decapoda, Portunidae. Gene Ontology annotation, molecular function: thromboxane receptor activity. Gene Ontology annotation, biological process: inflammatory response; positive regulation of cytosolic calcium ion concentration; adenylate cyclase-activating G protein-coupled receptor signaling pathway. Gene Ontology annotation, cellular component: plasma membrane. The coding region runs from base 1277 to 2620 and encodes 447 amino acids.
UUUUGAAACUAAUCGAAAUGAGGGGGCGGAAAUGUUUCUAAACAUGGUUCCUUUGUCACUGUUUCGUCACUGCAGCAGGGCAGGCAAUGAGCAGACGAGGCGGGCAGUGCGCAGUUAGCAAGGUAAAACAGGGAUGCUGGAGCGCGGGGCGGCGAGGGAGAUGCGCUGAUAACACAUCUCGGCAACAACAAAGGUACAAAGGAGCGGAAGUGAGGCUCGUGCGAUCAGCAGAGAUACGCGACGCACGAGACACCGAGGAGAACGUAAACAUUGACAGGGUGGUGAUGGUGGUGGUGGUGGUGGUGGCGGCGGCGCAUACCUGGAACCGGGCGGUGCAAAAAAAAACUGCUUCCAAGGUGCGUCUACCAGCAGGGAGGCAGCAGGGAACCAGUUGCUAGCUCUCAGCACCGCGAUACUUGGCGAGCGCGCGCACACACACACACACACACACACACACACACACACACACACACACACACACACACACACACACACACGUUUUUCCUGGCAUAGUGGAGGCGGGGACGUCUGGGUCUGGCUGGAGGAGUCUCAGAGUCAGCAGGACAGUGUAUGGUAGCGUUCCGUCAUUGGUCGGAGCAAGGGUGUGGGCCAUCCCCUCGCUCACGUCCAGCUGUUGCGGAGCUCCCAGGCCUCAGUGGCUCAGUCUGGCCCAGGCGCUGGUACUGACAGGCAGGGUGACGCGUCCCACCUCCAGCAGUGACCUCCAGCACGGCACACACGCCCCACGCUCGGUGUAUGCUCCCGACUCGGUAACGCGACCCGCGAGGCUUGGCACACGCCCUCACUCACCUGAAGGAAGCCCGAUGACUCCCGCAGGGAUUUGUAGGACUUUGCUACUGGCCUUGUUGAGUAUUACCUGAAAACUUGCUAGCAUACGCGAGUAACGGAACGCGGUGACCCGGUGACUGGCGAGGCGAGAGUACCCUGGCGAAGUCCUCACCGUGUGCCGCGAGCUGUAUUGAGUUGGUGUUUGUAUGAUGGUGUCGGCGCGGGUGUCGGCCACGGAGAGGAGUGCCCAGUGACAAGUAAAGGAAGUGGUGCUUGGAUCUGUCCUGCCAGUACUGCGGCUCGCCCCUCCACGCUGCCCCAUGUUCAGUUGAUGCGGGUCAAGAAUUUCACGUGAACAUCCUUGGAGGAACCUUAACAGCUGCCAGUACGUAGAGCCUCUUGGAAGUAGUGGAGGACACGUGUCUGCUACAACCCUCACCACCGCACCACCACCACCACCACCACCUUCGUCGCCGCCGCCGCCGCCAUGUUGCCUCCCCCGGAAGAGGUGGUGAGUGACGCCCGCGAGGGGGUGACGCAGGCGGUGCCCUUGGGGUGCAACUGCGGCGGAGAGGAGGUGGUCGCCAUGACGGACACGCUGCUGCAGGUGGAGUGUGAGGCUAAUGUCACGUGCACGGCGCUCACCACGGUGCCCGGCGCGACCAUCGUGUCCCCCAUACUGCUCUCCCUCAGCGGCGUCACGGGACAAAUCUGGGCGCUGUACUACCUCUACACCAGCACAAGGCCCCAGCACUCCCGCACCGUGUUCUUCCUGCUGCUCAGUACUCUCAUAUGGACGGACCUCGUGGGGAAAGUGAUCACUACGACGCCCGCUCUUAUUGCCUACGUGUACGGCGGAUGGGUUGGCGGGAAGCCGCUGUGCAACUUCCACGGGUUCUCCAUGAUGCUUAUCAGUCUGGUGACGCAUCUUCUGGUCUCCACCAUGGCCGUGGAGCGCUUCAUCGGCAUCAGGCACGGCUACUUCUACAACAAGAACAUCACCACCACCAGGACCAAAAUCCUGCUGCUGGGAAUCUGGCUCUUCUCGGUCCUGUUCUGCGCAAUGCCUCUCUUCGGCCUGGGUCAGUACGCCCUUCAGUACCCUGGCUCGUGGUGCUUCGUCAACAUACACGUGACUCCCGCCUCGCCGCUCCGUCACCGUAUCUACACCAAUGUCUUCGGUCUCUUCACGCUCAUCAACCUGCUCAUCAUGGUCGUGUGCAAUAUCGUCGUCAUCAUUGUCUUGCUGGAGAAAACACUUGCACGAAGAGGCAACUACUAUGAAGCCUCCCUCGCCCCGUCAGAGAGAGAAGGCGACGAGCACCAUCACAGCCCAGCGUCCACCCUCCUGUGCCUCCGUCUGUGUCGCCAGCGGUGUUGCGGCAAGAGCAUCUGUCAGCCCCAACGCAGCUAUCGUCAGAGGGAGCUGGAGAUGCAGAUGGUGAUUGUGCUUCUCGUCAUCACCAUCGUGUUCCUCAUCUCCUGGUCCCCUAUUGAUAUGCGCCUGUUCCUGAACCAGAUCUGGCCGCACAAGACCCGCGCAGACCACCUCCAGGACCUGAUUGCCGUACGCCUCACCUCCAUCAACCAAAUCAUCGAUCCUUGGGCGUACAUUAUUUGUAGGAAGGUGUUCGUGACUCGGGCGUGGCGGUGGAUGCGGCUCUCUCUCAUGGGCUCUCGGUUCCUCGGGCGGGAGAACUCAAGUCACCCCGGCAGCUCCAAGAAGGCGAUGCGUCCCCCGGAGAAGCCCCUCUACCGGCCAGCGUUCAAAGGUGCGCGGUGGCUGCAGAAGGUGGUGAAAGUGGUGGGGAUGAAAGAAACGAAGACGUGAAAGGUGAUAAGUCAAUAGGUUACAAGAGAGAGGAGGAGGAGGAGAAGGAGCUGGAGGAGGUGAUGGUGAUGAUGAUGAAGGAGAAAAGAAGAACACGAAGAAGGAUAAGGAGAAUAAGGAUAAGAAUAAGAACAAGAACAAAAAGAAGAACAUAAAUAAGAACAAGAACAAGAAAUCUUUAAAUCCUAGAUCGUUUGAUUUUAAGAACACAAAAACACAAGGGAAGAAGAAGAUCAAGAACAAGAAGAAUGAGAAGAUGAACGAAAACAAGAACAAGAAGAAUAAGACCAAAGCAACAAGAAGGAAAGAUUUUUAAGCCCUAGAUUGUUUGAUUUUAAGAACACACACACACACACACACACACACACACACACACACACACACACAAAGAAAAAAAAACAA